Messenger RNA from Scatophagus argus, 524 nucleotides. Its product is annotated as ubiquitin hydrolase B-like. The record is from RefSeq and is a predicted model, not a curated record. The coding region runs from base 99 to 524 and encodes 141 amino acids. NCBI's taxonomy places the organism in Eukaryota, Metazoa, Chordata, Actinopteri, Scatophagidae. The transcript is spliced from 6 exons. Gene Ontology annotation, molecular function: cysteine-type deubiquitinase activity; cysteine-type endopeptidase activity. Gene Ontology annotation, biological process: protein deubiquitination. Gene Ontology annotation, cellular component: cytosol; nucleus.
CUGUCCCUUUAACGUGCAGUUGUGGGUCCCAGUCAGCGAGACAAGAAGAAUUCUGUAACUUGUCUCUGGACCUGAUUUCUGGAGGAUCUAUAGAACAAAUGCUUGAAGGAUAUCUGAAGGAGACAGAUUUAGAGUUCAAGUGUGAGUGCGGAGGGACGUCGUCGGGCCAGACAUUGUCCUUCGCGACCCUGCCUAGAGUGCUCAUAUUACACCUGAAGCGUUUUUGCUUCACUCCCUCCUACACCCUGGAGAAGAUCCAAGACCCCGUCCAACUACUGAGUCAUCUGAAAGUGUCCUGCAAACAGGAUGUUGGCUGUUACAGUCUGGUCAGCGUCAUCAACCACUUUGGCAUCUCAAGAACAGGACACUACGUCUGUGAUGGCAUUUGCCCCGACAGUCCAGGUGACGAGCACAACCGCUGGCUCACCUUCAACGACUCAGCAGUCCACAAGACAACCAGCGCAUCUGUUUGUGAGCAGCGGCGGGAGUCAGCAUACGUCCUAAUUUACAAACGAGAGGUAUAG